AUGGAGAGUUCUUCCUCAUCUUCUUGUCUCUCUCUUGGACUACACAUGAUGAACAACCAAUCAUCUACUGAUAACAGUGAACAAGACAACACAAGUCUUCACAAAGAGUCCAAAGAAACAUCUGAGAACAGCGAUGACCAACACAGCGAGAUCACAACAACAACAACUACAACAUCGGAAGAGAAAACAACUGAACUUAAGAAACCAGACAAGAUUCUUCCGUGUCCCAGAUGCAACAGCGCAGACACCAAGUUCUGUUACUACAACAACUACAACGUUAGCCAGCCACGUCACUUCUGCAGAAACUGCCAGAGGUACUGGACUUCCGGUGGAUCCAUGAGGACCGUCCCGGUCGGUUCAGGCCGCCGCAAGAACAAAGGAUGGGUUUCCACAGACCAUUACAAGCACAUCAGUUCCAAGAAUAAUAGUAAUGACUACAAUAACGAUUACAAUAGCUCCUCGACUAAGAUUCUCAGCUUUGACUCUUCAGAAUCUUGUGCUAAGCAUCAAUCAAGCGAUGCAAAAACAACGGCCCAUUCUAUUUCCCAAGAUUUCAACAAGUUUCAAGGGUUUCUUCCUCCACAAGUAACAUCCUCUGUUUCCCCUCCUUGGCCUUAUCUGUACUCUCCUAACCCUAGUUUCUACCACAUCCCCGUCUACUGGGGUUACACGGUACCAGUUUCUUCUACUCUAGAGACUUCCACAUGUCUAGGAAAAAGGACAAGAGACGAAGCUUCACAUGAGAAUGUUAGAGAGCAAAGACAAUUAUGUAACAGAGAAUCUCAGCUUUUUCAUUGA
Molecule: messenger RNA, 798 nt
Organism: Eruca vesicaria subsp. sativa (arugula)
Lineage: Eukaryota; Viridiplantae; Streptophyta; Magnoliopsida; Brassicales; Brassicaceae
Source: the annotation of a GenBank genome assembly